UCUGGCACUUGAGGGCGUGGGGGGGGGGGAGUCUUUCCGGCACUAUACAUCUCACUCCAGCAAAGAAAUAGAUUAUAUUUCGAAAGCUGCGUGUGCUUUUUACCCUUAUUUGGAGAGCUCCAGCCGUCGUGACUUGGAAAGCAGACACUUCGGUCGCCGUUUGGUGCUAGAAUGGCGCCGACGAUUCAGACGCAGGCGCAACGCGAGGACGGCCUCAGUCGGCCGUCAUCACACAGAACUGUCCCAGAGAGGUCGGGUUUGGUCUGUCGGGUGAAAUACUGCAACAACCUGCCGGACAUCCCGUUUGACCCCAAAUUCAUCACAUACCCAUUUGAUCAGCACAGGUUUGUACAGUACAAAGCCACAUCUCUGGAGAAACAACACAAGCACGAGCUCCUGACCGAGCCGGACCUCGGCGUUACCAUCGAUCUCAUCAACCCGGACACAUACCGCAUUGAUCCCAACAUACUCUUGGAUCCAGCUGAUGAAAAACUGUUAGAGGAGGACAUCCAGGCUCCGUCCAGCUCAAAGAGAUCCCAGCAGCACGCCAAGGUGGUGCCAUGGAUGAGAAAGACGGAAUAUAUUUCAACAGAGUUCAACAGAUAUGGUGUCUCCAAUGAAAAAGUGGAAGUCAAGAUCGGGGUGUCUGUCAAACAGCAGUUCACAGAAGAGGAAAUCUACAAGGACAGAGACAGCCAAAUUUCCGCCAUUGAGAAAACCUUUGAGGAUGCACAGAAACCGAUUGUCCAGCAUUACAGCAAACCUAGAGUUACUCCUGUGGAGGUUUUGCCCGCCUUCCCAGAUUUUAAGAUGUGGAUCAACCCAUGCGCUCAGGUCAUCUUUGACUCAGAUCCUGCUCCGAAAGACAUGUCAGGACCGGCAGGCGUGGAAAUGAUGUCUCAGGCCAUGAUCAGAGGUAUGAUGGAUGAGGAAGGAAACCAGUUUGUGGCCUACUUCCUGCCCAACGAGGAAACACUUCGCAAGCGUAAACGAGACUUUGAAGAGGGGCUCGACUACAUGCCGGACGAUCUGUAUGACUACAAGAUAGCCAGGGAGUACAACUGGAACGUGAAGAACAAAGCCAGCAAAGGUUAUGAGGAGAAUUACUUCUUCAUCUUCAGAGAUGGCGACGGGGUUUACUAUAAUGAGCUGGAAACAAGAGUGCGUCUGAGCAAGAGGAGAGCCAAGGCCGGCGCCCAGUCCACCACCAACGCCGUGCUGGUGUGCAAGCACAGAGACAUGAAUGAGAAGGAGCUGGAGGCCCAGGAAGCCCGUAAAGCUCAGCUGGAAAACCACGAGCCAGAGGAUGAAGAGGAAGACAUGGACAUGGAUAAGGAUUCUGGCGAUGAUAAAGAGAGAGCCAGCGGCAGUGAGGCCGAGAACUCCGCCAGCGAUUCAGAGAGGGACGAUGAAGAGCCGGAGCGGCGAGCGCAAGAGGAUGACGAUGAGAGCCGAGCGAAGAUUAUCAAUAAGAACAAGAGGAGGCGGUCGAGCGGAAGCGGCAGUGAAAGCGGCGAAGACCGCGCCCGGGAGAUGCGCGACGAGGAGGAGAUCUUCGGAAGUGACGACGACAGCGACAACGAGCCAAAGAGGAGCAGCGGCGACGACGGGAGCGAGGACGACGACGAGGGAGGAGGAAGAGGAGGAGGAGCUAGCAGGAGUCGCAGCGCCUCUCCGGCUCACAGCGAGCGAAGCAGCGACCAUUCGGAGGUUCAGGUGCAGAGCGGAAGUGGCAGUGAAAGGGCUUCGGACUCCAGUGGCGCGAGUGACAGUGAAUAAUUGCACUGUCCUCUUCUUAUUGCUCCUAUAUUGUAGGUGUAGCUUGUACACACUGUUACAUUGCGGACGCAAUUUUUGUUUUUUUUGUUGUUGUUGUUGUUAGUGAGACAGCCAAUACACAAUGUGUAAAAAAUGUUUUUUUUUUUGCUUUGUGUAAUGCCUUUUAGACCAAUAAAUGUCAAGGAUUUUUUUUUAA
Messenger RNA from Syngnathoides biaculeatus (alligator pipefish), 1975 nucleotides. RefSeq names its product PAF1 homolog, Paf1/RNA polymerase II complex component (gene paf1). The transcript is spliced from 14 exons. The coding region runs from base 172 to 1779 and encodes 535 amino acids. Gene Ontology annotation, biological process: transcription elongation by RNA polymerase II. The record is from RefSeq and is a predicted model, not a curated record. NCBI's taxonomy places the organism in Eukaryota, Metazoa, Chordata, Actinopteri, Syngnathiformes, Syngnathidae. Gene Ontology annotation, molecular function: chromatin binding; RNA polymerase II complex binding. Gene Ontology annotation, cellular component: Cdc73/Paf1 complex.